Messenger RNA from Scleropages formosus (Asian bonytongue), 2212 nucleotides. Its product is annotated as proline-, glutamic acid- and leucine-rich protein 1-like. Gene Ontology annotation, cellular component: Set1C/COMPASS complex. Lineage: Eukaryota; Metazoa; Chordata; Actinopteri; Osteoglossiformes; Osteoglossidae. Bases 110 to 1123 code for a protein of 337 amino acids. The record is from RefSeq and is a predicted model, not a curated record. The transcript has 6 exons.
CAACAGAACAAGACGAUACGACCCAGAGACAAAAACAUUUCGACAACUCAAAUAAGGUGAACACUAUCCCGAAGCACUGGGGGAAGGAAUACGACGUGACACCGUUUCCAUGGAGACCAUUGUUGCUUCCGGUCGCUUGUCCGUGGACAUUCGCGUGUCUUCAAUAAGUCCCUGGGUAAUGGACUCCGAGUACCUGAAGGACCGCCUGGGCAAGUGUCUGGUGGAGGGUCUGGCCGAGGUGCUGGAGCGGCGGCCCCGGGACCCCAUUGAGUUUUUGGCCCACUGGAUUUACAAGUACAAGGAGAACCUGAACUAUGAAAAGGAGAGGAAAGAGUACCAGGCACAGCUGGAAGAGGAACAGCAAAGGGCCAUUGCUGAAGCAGAGAACCUGAGCAAGAAGCAGGAGGAAGAAGAGAAGGUCGGAGAACUUGAGGAGAAGGUCGGAGAACUUGAGGAGGUCGGAGAACUUGAGGAGGAGGUCGGAGAACUUGAGGAGAAGGUCGAAGAACUUCAGGAGAAGGUCGAAGAACUUCAGGAGAAGGUCGAAGAACUUCAGGAGCAGCCCGAGGACACGAGUGGAGCGGAAGCGAUUGAAAGAGCUCAGCCCACACCAGCAGAACCAGAUCUGGAACCAAAGGCCGCAACAGAAAGGGUGGUGGGAGACAAGUUGGAGAUGAGUGGAACGGAACCGAGUGAAAGAGCUCAGUCCACACCAGCAGAACCAGAUCUGGAAUCAAAGGCCGAAGCAGAAGAGGAGGUGGGAGACAUGUUGGAGAUAAGUGGAACAGAAGUGAGUGAAAGAGCUCAGCUCACACCAGCAGAACCAGAUCUGGAACCAAAGGCCCCAGUAGAAGGGGUGGUCCAAGCUGAACUCCAGCAGGAAGGCCAAGAGUCCUUGUCUGCUGCCGCUGAUGAGGGAGGAGAAAAGAAGAGGGAGAGAAUUCAACCCGAAACAAGCAAAGAGGUUCCUUCCGUACCAGUCGAACCCGAGCCGGAACCACAAGAUGAUGUUGUCGGAUCAGACGAGGGGCCCCAGCAGGAGGCAGAGAUCUCUCAGGAAGUUCGAGCAUCUCCUGAUGAACAUGUCAAGGAAAAGGAAGAAGAUAAAAAAGAGGAUGAAUGAACAUCAUGGAUAACACUGUCUUGUGAUUUUGCAUCCUGGCGCUGAAGACUGCGAAAUAGUUUAGCCCUUCAUUUUCAUCAUUCAUCUUGAGCAUGCAGAACAUCACAUCUCUCGCUGUGGUCUGUAGAUGGGGAGUCUGAAUGUAUUAGUGGUGGAUACUUGAUGCUGAAAUUCAUUAAUACACACCAUGAAGGCGGUGUCACACGUAGUUCUUUUUGUAAUAAUUUGGGUUCUUUUUUGUCUUUUUUAUUUCCUACUCGAUGCAGUUAUUAUCAUUCUAGAAUAUCUAUAUUUUUCUUAAUCGCAUGUGAACUUUGUUAUUGUGAUGUUUGGAAAUCAUCCAAGGACUGUCAUUUAAAACUGGAUGCAAUAAAUUCUUCUUUUGUCAUAACCUUAUGUCAUGGAGAUAGGACUCAGUAAAAUAUUGAAAUGUGUGGGAAUUUGGAGCCUCUUAUUGGUGAUCUGAUGCUGCAGCGAAGCUCUAAAAAACUAAAAAAUUGCUCAAUGAAAACCUGACCAACGGACCCACCUGGUCAGAACCGGUUAAGAUGUAACGAGCAGCAGGUGCGGCCAUUUAAAACUGUAAACAAAAAAAAAUUUAACGUUGUGUAAAUUGUGUGUUAUUUUGACGUAGGGUCACGGAAAGUGAACUGGGGUUCAGUUUGUUCAUUAUUGCCCGCUGGCAGCUCAGUUACAGACUUCCCCAGUAGUUUUGGGUGCAUAAAUUUGCAUGCAAAAGCUAUCAUGCACAUCUCCUAAAUGAUCUCUCUGAGUUGAUUUCAGAGUGAGAACGUAGUUCUGAGAAGUGGUGAACUUCAGCGCUGUCCCAGUUCCUUCGUUGCCAUAGUAACCUGUCAACCACUCCUAUUGCACUCGGGUUCUUUUCAGAUCGGUAUCGGUCAGAAUACGACUUUCAACAUCUGCAAGAAUUUGAUUCUCAUAUUUUAAAAAUGAAUAACAGUUACUUAAUACAGUCACCCUUCACACAAAUUGCAGUGAAAGUUCAGUGAUGCAGAGAUGACAAGGAUACACACACACACACCAUCUGAACCGCUUGUCCCAUCCAGGAUCAUGAGGAGAUGGAGCCUA